CAGAGCUCCUUUGUUCCUCUAGGUAAGCGCAGCCUUAGGAGAAGCAGCGGGGCUGAAGAGGACAGUAGAAUGUUUAAAUUUUUACGAAACAUGAUCCUUUAAUUUGAUCAACCUGCUCAGAUUAGUAAUGGUGUCUUCUCUGAGAAGGGGAAGGGGUCGAGGGGUCAGGCAGUGUCUGCUGCAGUCGCUUCUGCUGUUGGCAGCCUGGGAGGCCGGAAGCGGCCAGCUCCACUACUCGAUCCCCGAGGAGGCCAAACACGGCACCUUCGUGGGCCGCAUCGCGCAGGACCUGGGGCUGGAGCUGGCGGAGCUGGUGCCGCGCCUGUUCCGGGUGGCGUCCAAGGAGCGCGGGGACCUUCUGGAGGUAAAUCUGCAGAAUGGCAUUUUGUUUGUGAAUUCUCGGGUCGACCGGGAGGAGCUGUGCGGGCGGAGCGCGGAGUGCAGCAUCCACCUGGAGGUGAUCGUGGACAGACCGCUGCAGGUUUUCCACGUGGAGGUGGAGGUGAAGGACAUUAACGACAACCCGCCGGUGUUUCCAAAGCCAGUAAAGACUCUCUGGUUUCCGGAAUUGAGGUUGCUUGACUCAAGAUUUCCUUUAGAGGGAGCAUCUGACCCAGAUAUCGGAGUAAAUGCUCUUCUCUCCUAUAAGCUUAGCUCCAAUGAAUUUUUCUUUCUAGACAUACAGACAAAUGAUGAACAAAGCCAGUCUUUGUUUCUUGUGCAAGGGAAAUUUCUGGACAGAGAGGAAACUGCUGAACUUAAUUUGUUACUAGUAGCUACUGAUGGCGGUAAACCUGAACUCACAGGCACAAUUCAAAUACUCAUUAAGGUGUUAGAUGUGAAUGACAAUGAACCUACUUUUGACCACUCAGUUUACAAAGUACAAUUGUCUGAGAACACUGCAAAUGGAACAUUAGUGAUUAAAGUAAAUGCUUCUGAUGCUGAUGAAGGAUCAAACAGUGAUAUUGUAUAUUCACUCAGCGAUGUGUCCUCCAAUACAGAGAAGUUCAAAAUAAAUCCACACUCAGGAGAAAUAAAAACUAAAGGGAAAUUAGAUUAUGAAGAAAUGAAAUCCUAUGAUAUUCUGGUUAUUGCAUCUGACAAAGGAACUCCACCAAUGUCAGGGCACUGUAAAAUUUCACUAAAACUUGUGGAUAUAAAUGAUAACACACCAGAAAUCUCAAUAUCCUCUCUCUCACUUCCUAUCCAAGAGAAUGCACCACUGGGCACCGUCAUUGCCCUUAUCACAGUGUCCGACCACGACUCGGGUAUUAAUGGACAGGUAACUUGUUCCUUGACACCCCACGCCCCCUUCAAGCUGGUGUCCACGUUCAAGAACUACUAUUCCCUGGUGCUGGACAGCGCCCUGGACCGGGAGAGCGCCUCUGACUACGAGGUGGUGGUGACGGCCAGGGACGGGGGCUCGCCCUCGCUUGAUAAGAUUAUUUUAUCGCGGUAUGUCUAG
Molecule: messenger RNA, 1465 nt
Organism: Fukomys damarensis (Damara mole-rat)
Lineage: Eukaryota; Metazoa; Chordata; Mammalia; Rodentia; Bathyergidae
Product: protocadherin alpha-2-like
Exons: 3
Coding region: 128-1465 (445 amino acids)
Biological process (GO): homophilic cell-cell adhesion
Cellular component (GO): plasma membrane
Molecular function (GO): calcium ion binding
Source: RefSeq, a predicted model, not a curated record